AUGGCUCCACGUGGAAACCAAAUGUUGGGCAAUGCCCAUUUCCGCAAGCACUGGCAUAAGCGUAUAAAGACCUGGUUCAACCAGCCAGCUCGCAAGCUCCGCAGAAGACAGAACCGUCAAGCUAAAGCUGUCGAGAUCGCUCCACGCCCAGUCGCUGGACUUCUCAGAUCUGUGGUUCGUUGCCCAAAUAAGAGAUACAACACCAAGAUCCGUCUUGGACGUGGUUUCUCUCUCCAAGAGUUGAAGGCUGCCGGUAUUUCCCAGGUUGAGGCUCGCACCAUCGGAAUUGCUGUUGAUGUGAGAAGAACCAACAAGACCGCCGAAGGACUCAAGGCCAACGCUGACCGUCUUAAGGAGUACAAGGCUAAGCUCAUCCUCUUCCCGAAGAAGCUCAGCGCACCAAAGAAGGGAGACAGCUCCGCUGAGGAGCUCAAGGUUGCCGCUCAACUCCGUGGAGAUAUUCUUCCACUUUCCCACACCAUCACCUUCGAAGAGCCACGUCAAAUCUCCGAAGCUGAACGCAAGGUCGAAAUCUUCAGACUUCUCCGCAAGGAGCGUGCUGAUAAGAAGUACCGUGGAAAGCGUGAGAAGAGAGCCAGAGAUGCCGCUGAGGAGAAUAAGUAA
Molecule: messenger RNA, 624 nt
Organism: Caenorhabditis remanei
Lineage: Eukaryota; Metazoa; Nematoda; Chromadorea; Rhabditida; Rhabditidae
Exons: 4
Coding region: 1-624 (207 amino acids)
Biological process (GO): translation
Cellular component (GO): cytosolic large ribosomal subunit; ribosome
Molecular function (GO): RNA binding; structural constituent of ribosome
Source: RefSeq, a predicted model, not a curated record